Delphinapterus leucas (beluga whale) is the source of this 6217-nucleotide messenger RNA. NCBI's taxonomy places the organism in Eukaryota, Metazoa, Chordata, Mammalia, Artiodactyla, Monodontidae. The record is from RefSeq and is a predicted model, not a curated record.
CCAGGGAGGAGGCGGGAGGAGGGACACCGCUGGGAGGCUGUCCCCUCCCAGUGCUCCUCUGGCUGGUGUUCCCAGGGGCCUUGGCCCGGGGAGGAUGGUGCACACAUGGGUGGCUGCUUCUGCAUCCCUUGGGAGCCGAGUCUGUCCUGGGGUCCAGGUAAAGAAACUUCUUCCAAGGAUCCAGCCAUAUCCACUGAGAUUAUUUCCUUAUCUGAAAACAAGGAAAAAUGUUUCCUGCCACAGAAUAUGACUCCAGAUCUGACGCUCUCCUUCAGUGUGAAGAGCCGCUCCAGGAGGUGUGUAAAUGGCCCCUUGCAAGAAGCAGCCAGGAGGCGGCUCUGGGCGCUGGAGAAUGAGGACCAGGAGGUGCGUGCAUUGUUUAAGGACCUCUCAGCUAGGUUGGUGUGUAUACAGUCCCAGAAGGCCCAGUUCCUCAUUACCUUCAAGACCAUGGAGGAAAUCUGGAAGUUCUCCACCUACCUGAACUUAGGCUACGUAUCCAUGUGUCUGGAGCAUCUCCUCUUUGAUCACAAGUACUGGCUUAACUGCCGACUGGUGGAGGAUACAGAGAUCCACGUGUCAGUAGAUGAUAAACACCUGGAAACAAUAUACCUGGGACUUCUGAUCCAGGAAGAGCUUUUCUCAUUCUCUGCAGGUCACUUCUUCUGCAGAGCCACGUGCUCCAUGGCUCAGCCAGCUGAGAAGGAAGGGGAGUAUUUGACACUUUGCAAGAAUGAGUUAAUCUCGGUGAAGACAGCUGAAGGCGAGUUCGAGUGGGAAGGCGUGUCCUUGGUGACGGGUCAGCGGGGCUUGGUGCCAGUGUCAGCCUUGGAACCCCUGCCUCUCCCUUUCCACCAAUGGUUCCUAAAGAAUUAUCCAGGAAGCUGUGGCCUUUCCAGGAAGAGGGAUUGGACAGGCUCCUAUCAGAUCGGUAGAGGAAAAUGUAAGGCCUGGAAAGAAUAUGAGAGGGAAGAAAAGGAUGAACUGAAUUUCCACCAGGGAGAAAGCAUUGAGAUCAUCGGCUUUGUCAUUCCUGGGCUUCAGUGGUUCAUUGGGAAGUCAGCGCUCUCAGGAGAAGUGGGCUUUGUCCCCACCAGGAACAUAGAUCCUGAUUCUUAUUCCCCAAUGAGCAAGAACUCCACCUUUUUCAGUGAUGAGGAAAGAUGCUCUCUGGGGGUCCCGGGAAGUGACAGGAAAGCUGAGUGUGCCAGCUUCCUCCACACGCUUGCUCAGACUGACAUAACAUCUGUCUACCGGCUUAGUGGGUUUGAAUCCAUCCAGAGCCUUCCAAACGAUCUGAGCGCGUCCCAGCCCGAAGGCUUCAAGGAGACCCGGCCUGGUGGAGCCUGGGAGGAGCAUCAGGCCGUGGGCUCCAGACAGUCCAGCAGCUCCGAGGACUCCAGCCUGGAGGAGGAGCUCCUUUCAGCCGCCUCAGACACCUACCACCUGCCAGAGCCUGAUGACCUCGAUGACCCAGAGCUGCUCAUGGACCUGAACACCGGUCAGGAGGAGGAGGAGGCUGAGAACUUCACCCCCAUAUUGGCUUUUCUGGAUCACGAGGGUUAUGCUGACCACUUUAAGAGCCUCUAUGAUUUUUCCUUCUCUUUCCUCACGACUUCCUUCUACAGCUACUCUGAGGAGGAUGAGCUCGUGGCCUACCUGGAGGCCUCGAGGAAGUGGGCCAAGCGGAGCCACAUGACCUGGGCCCAUGCCCGGCUCUGCUUCCUCCUGGGCCGGCUAAGUGUUAGGAAGGUCAAACUCUCUCAGGCCAGGGUGUACUUUGAGGAGGCCAUCCACAUUCUCAACGGGGCAUUUAAGGACCUAUCCUUGGCGGCUGCCCUGUACAUCAAUUUGGCGGCCAUCUACCUGAGGCAGAGGCUGAGGCAUAAAGGCUCGGGCCUGUUGGAAAAGGCAGGUGCCAUGUUGGUCUGCCUGCCUGACCGGGAGUAUAGUGCCAAGAGUGAGCUGGAUGUGGUGGCCUAUGUGCUGAGACAGGGCAUCGUGUCGGGCAGCUGCCCCCUGGAGGCCAGAGCCUGCUUCCUGGCCGUCCGAUUGCUCCUAAUCCUCGGCCGGCACGAUGAGGUCCUGCCCUUCGCUGAGCGCCUGCAGCUCCUCGCUGGACACCCUCCCACCUUGGAUGCUGCAGCCACUAUCUUGAGUUUUCUCUAUGACAAGAAAUACCUGCCACACCUUGCGGUGGCUUCUGUCCGGCAACGUGGUACUCAGAGCACCCCAGCGAUGGCCCUUCCAAUUUGGCAGGUCCACCUGGUCCUCCAGAACACCACCAAGCUCCUUGGCAUCCCCUCCCCAAGCUGGGGUGAAGUCUCUGCCCUGGCGUGCCCAGCACUCAGGCAGGCACUGGGUGCCUGUGAGGAGCAGGUGGAUCAGAGCACCCAGAGGACCCUGUGUCUCAUCCUGUCCAAAGUGUACCUCCAACAUAGGUCUCCUGAUGGUGCCAUCCACUACCUGAGCCAAGCCUUGAUGCUAGGCCAGCUGCUGAGUGAGCAGGAAGCUUUUGAGUCUUCCCUCUGCUUGGCAUGGGCCUAUCUCUUAGCCAGCCAGGCAAAGAAGGCUUUGGACAUCCUUGAGCCACUCUUAUACUCCCUGAAGGAGACAGAGAGUGUUACCCGAAAGGGAGUGGUCCAUAACCUCCUGGGACUCGCACUUCAAGGUGAAGGCCGGGUGAACAGGGCAGCCAACAGCUAUCUUUGGGCCUUGAACAGAGCUCAGGAGGCAAGGGAUGUGCGCAACCAGGCGGUGGCUUUGGCCAAUCUUGGCCAUCUGACCCUUAAAUCCUGGACUCAGCAGCCAGCCAGGGACUAUCUUCUGCAGGCGGUGCAGCUCUAUUCUAAACUCCAGGCCAGCAUGGAGACAGACAUGGAAUUAGUACAGGUGCUUCUCUGGUUGGCCCAAGUUGAGGUGUACCGACGCCAGCUGGCCAGUGGCCGCUUUUGUUACGAAAUGGCAUUGCUGUUUGGAUUAAGGCAUCAACACCUGAAGAGUGAGUAUAUCCCGUGCUGCUGGGAUGCUUUAGAGAUAAGUGUUAGAAGACACUUUUUCCUUUGUCCUAUCUCCAGUCAUCUCAUCCGUGUUCCUGCUUUACGUUCAGGUCAGCUUCAGGUCACCAAAACCCUCUGCCAUUUCUACAGCUCUGUGUCCCCAAGCCCCGAGGCAUGUAUCACCUACCACGAGCACUGGCUGGCCCUGGCUCAGCAACUCAGGGACCGGGAGAUGGAGGGGAGGCUGCUGGAGUCCCUUGGGCAGCUCUAUCGGAACCUAAAUACGGCCAGGUCCCUUAGGAGGUCCCUCACCUGCAUCAAGGAGAGCCUGCGUAUCUUCGUUGACCUGGGGGAGAGAGACAAGGCUGCCGAGGCCUGGCUUGGGGCUGGGCGACUCCACUACCUCAUGCAGGAAGACGAGCUGGUGGAGCUGUACCUGCAGGCAGCCAUCCAGAAAGCCCUGAAGUCAGAGGAGCCCUCCCUGGCUCUCAGGCUCUACGAGGAAGCAGGUGAUGUGUUCUUCAAUGGGACCCGCCACAGGCAUCGUGCGGUGGAGUAUUACCGAGCUGGGGCUGUUCCCUUAGCAAGGAGGAUGAAGGCAGUGAAAACCGAGCUCCGGAUUUUCAACAAGCUGACAGAGCUGCAGAUCAGCCUGGAAGGCUAUGAGAAGGCUUUGGAAUUUGCCACCUUGGCGGCCAGACUCAGCACAGUCGCAGUCUUCCAAUUUCUAGGAGAUCAGAGGCAGGAGCUGGUGGCCUUCCACCGUCUGGCGACUGUGUACUAUUCCCUGCACAUGUACGAGAUGGCUGAGGACUGCUACCUGAAGACUCUGUCGCUCUGUCCACCCUGGUUGCAGAGCCCCAAGGAGGCCUUAUACUAUGCCAAGGUGUAUUAUCGCCUGGGCCAACUCACCUUCUACCAGCUGAAGGAUGCCCACGAUGCCACUGAAUACUUCCGGCUGGCCCUGGCUGCAGCAGUCCUGCUGGGUGACGAGGAGCUGCAGGACAUCAUUAGGACCAGGCUGGACCACAUCUGCCAGAGCCCCCUCUGGCAUAGCAGCCCCUCUGGGCGCUCCUCAGAGAGGGCACGGUGGCUGAGUGGCGGGGGCCUGGCCCUCUGAGGACAGCUGUCCCAUCUCUGACCAGUUGCAUGGUCAGAAGCUACCUCUCUGCUCUAGGCUGUUAAUCUGGGGGCGGGGUUCAAGUCAUCACCUGGCCCAGCCUCUCAUCUCAGAAUGGGAAGAGCAUAGUCCAGAGGGAGAGGGCUCAUUCCAGGUCACACAAGGCAUGGACGGUGGAGCAGGGAUUAGGGGUCCUGGCUUUGUGUCUAGAACCUAUCCAGUAGACUGUGGCCCUUCCACACAUACAGACCAUGAAAUGCACUUUCUAGACACACAGUUCUAGAGAAAAUGAGACCCCUGCCCCUAGAAAAGCUGUCUCCUUCCCUCAGGAAAGAAAUCAGGCAUUGCACUGGAGAGAAGACCAGCCCAUUGGACUUUGUUCCCUUCACUGACUUUUCUCAGGGAAAGACCCCUCCCCUUGCCAGCAGAGAAACUAGUCAAUUGUUUUUUUUCUCUAUUCAACCGAGAGGGGGUGCCACUCCUCCUGUCACGGGGACUGGCAGGAGGGAAUUCACCAUGCUAUUAGCUCAAAAGACACAGCCUCAGAAUGGCCAGGUGGAACGCACGGGAGGUGAGGUCUGAUGUGGAGGCACCAUCUCCAUCCUGCCCCAAGGCUCUGCUCCCUCAUAACCUCCCAUAAACCCAGGAGAAGGCUCCGAAGCGUCAAAGCCUAAAAUUGAGCACUAAGGAAGUUAUGACGUAAAUUACAUGUAAAUAGUGUAUAUUAUUAAAUAUUGCUCAUUUACAUUUAUUCACACAUUUGUCUCCUUAAUAAGAGGGAAGAUGAAAACUAGUUAUUUUUCCAUAUUUUAUUAAUUAUCUAUGAGUCACUAGGUCCGGCCCACACAGAUAGCGAGGGCAUUACCAAGGGUGUGGAUGCCAGGAGGUGGGGAGAAGCUGCCUACCACAGUAUAUGAGUCCCUUGAUGACGGAAUCAGGAAUUUGCUAAGGCAGUGAGCUCCAAGUAUGGUCCACUGACUGGCUGGGCCAGCAACAUCAGCGUCACCUCUGAGAUUGUUUGAAAUGCGAAUUUCAGGCUCCACCUAAGACCCCUGAAGCACAGUCUCUGGGGCCAAGGAUCCCUGGCUUUACCCUGUUUUCCAGGUGAUUCUAAUGCACACUGAAGCACAAGAAGCACUCCUCUGGAACCAUGGUUCUCAGAGAAUGUGAAAAAGAAUCACCUGGGGAACUUGCAGAAAAUGAACUUUCUGGUUACCCCAGUAAUUCUGAUUCAGUAGGCCUGGGAGACACCCCAGGAACAUGCAUUAUUAACGAGCAUCUCGAAUGACCCUGAUGCUGGUGGUUCACUCUUGCUCGGAAAUGUGGACACAUGUAAGAGCUAGCUAUAGGGAUCGCCAUCUGACCCCCAACAGCUUAGAUUUACUGUUAAGACCCUCUGCCUUUACUUUCUAUCUCCUUGGAGCAACCAGAUGAUUGGUGGUGUGGUGGGGUGGGAUGGGGGUGGUGAGUUGAGUCAAUAGUGCACCUUCUAGUCACCAAUGCUGUGUACAUACUGGUACAUCUUAUUUUCUCUUAGGAGCUUGGUUGGUUGGUAGAAUGCUCUCUACUCUAGAGUAUUCUUCACCAGAAAGGAAAUGAAGUACCUUAGCCCACUACCACGUAAGAUAGAUGUGGUUUUGCUCCCACCACAAACCAUAAAAUCCCCAAGGGAGGGAUGUUGAAGAUGAGUCUAACCUCCCAUGCAGAGUCCUUUCAACAACAUUCCUGGGAGACCGACGGGGCACAUGCAUGCCAGAAUGGUUAACAAAUCUCGUGCUUGCAGAAGGCUUGCUUGGCUCUGGGACCCAUGCCAUGAACUAUUCCCCAUUUGUCUCAGGUUACAGACCCUCUCCCUUUUCCUGACUGACUUAUUACUCUCCUCUGGCCAGAUGCCAAUUUCUGUCCCUCUGAUAGUGUGGUUCCUAUAACUGGUAUUGGCUGGUGGGUGGAGAGUAAAGAGGGUCAUUACCAUACUUAAUGUGAUUUAAUGUUUUAUUUUUACAUUAAGAUUUUUCUUCUCCCCAUCAGCUACAUCUUACCGUUGGCUCACAUUGAGCUUAUCAUUUGAAGUCUCUUCUCACAUGAGUUUCUGUUUGGC